Molecule: messenger RNA, 5221 nt
Organism: Stegastes partitus (bicolor damselfish)
Lineage: Eukaryota; Metazoa; Chordata; Actinopteri; Pomacentridae
Gene: trpm2
Product: transient receptor potential cation channel, subfamily M, member 2
Exons: 33
Coding region: 1-4536 (1511 amino acids)
Biological process (GO): calcium ion transmembrane transport
Cellular component (GO): plasma membrane
Molecular function (GO): ligand-gated calcium channel activity
Source: RefSeq, a predicted model, not a curated record
AUGCUGCCUAAAUCUGACAACAAGUUUCGCCCAAAGGAAAUGACGGAGCAGCACUCUGCACUGAAUCGAGAGUUUUCUUAUUUAAAACAGCCGGCAGCCCGAGGCGGAUCUGAUCGGAUUUGCCCCCCCAAGUGUUGCACCAGGAUGGGGGAUUCUGAGUCGGGGCCAUGGCUGCUUAAUACUGCGGUGCGCCGGAUAGUCAAAAACUCUAAAGACCUCUCUCUGUCGCCUUCUUUCCAGCGCUUUGCCUUUGCCUCCUGGGUCAAGGAGAACCUCUGCAAGAAGGAGUGUUGCCUAUUUGAAAAAGAUGGCAGAUCUGAUGUGUGUAAGUGUGGCUACCCAAAGACCAGCCACAUCGAUGAGGCCAUCAAGCCAGAGGACUUCACGGGCGAGCUGUGGAACAAGCACCGACAUGUCCGCGAAAUGCCCACUGAUGCUUUCGGAGACAUCAGCUUCGGUGGUUUGGGGCAAAAGAAGGGCAAGUACGCGCGAGUGUCCACUGAUGCCAACCCAGACGACCUGUACCACUUACUGACUGAACUCUGGAAGCUUCCCCCUCCGAACCUGCUGAUCUCGGUGACCGGAGGAGCCAAGAAUUUCUAUCUGAAGACUCGUCUCAAGAACAUGUUCCACAGAGGUCUUAUCAAAGUGGCCCAGACUACAGGUGCGUGGAUCAUCACUGGUGGUACCCACGCGGGCGUAAUGAAGCAUGUAGGGCAGGCCGUGAGGGAUUACGCCCUGAGCAGCUCCGUGCAGGGCAACAUCGUGGCCAUCGGCGUGGCAACAUGGGGAGUAAUUCACAAUAGAGAUGCUCUGGUGCAUCCAGAGGGUUGUUUCCCUGCCCACUAUUUAAUGGACACCAAGACCCAGGACCGACUGUCCUGUCUCGACAGCAACCAUACCCACUUCCUGCUGGUGGACGACGGGACCCACGGGCACUACGGUGUGGAGAUCGAGCUGCGUAGCCAUCUAGAGAAAUGCAUCUCCGGGAAGCGUCUUGGCAACAAAGAGACCGGUGUGACCAUCCCCGUGGUGUGUGUGGUUUUGGAUGGAGGACCAGGCACGUUGAAUACCAUCUACAAUGCCAUGCUGAACGGUACACCAUGUGUGAUCAUGGAGGGCUCUGGGAGAAUAGCAGAUGUAAUCGCUCAGGUGUCAGGACUGCCGGUUUCCCAGGUCACUAUCGCCCUCAUCCACGUGCUGAUGAAAAAGUUUUUCGGUGAAGAGUAUGAAAGGUUUCCUUACCUCAGCAUCAUAGAAUGGACCAAGAAGAUUCAGGACAUCAUCAGGAUGUCUCACUUGUUGACGGUAUUCACAGCAACCGAAGACAAACAGGGCGACGUGGAUGUAGCCAUUCUUCAAGCGUUACUCAAAGCUUCGAGGACCAGCGAGUCUCUGGGAAUCGAGAGCUGGAGGAGGCAGCUGGAGCUGGCUAUAGCCUGGAACCGAGUGGACAUCGCCGAGACCGAGAUCUUCACUGAGGAGAGCAAGUGGAAGUCCAGUGAUCUCCACUGGGCCAUGUUCUCCGCUCUGGUUGGCGACAAGCCCGAGUUUGUGAGUUUGCUUCUGGAGAACGGUGUGAGUCUGAGGGAUUUCCUGCAGAGUGAGGAGACCCUGUGCGAGCUCUACAAACAGCUGCCCAGCUGCUUCUUCCUGCGCAAGCUGGCCAAGCGGGUCCACAGCUCUCGCCGCAACCGGAGGAAAGCGUUCGCCAUCAGGACUCGAGCUCGCGUAGGGCAAGGAGAGAUGAUCUCCCUGACUCACGUCUCCGACGAGGUGCGACACCUGCUGGGCAGCUUCACCCGACGCAUCUACCCUCAACCCAACAUUUCAUUCCACUUCAACAUGUCCAUAGAGGACAUGUCACAGUCACUGUCUAAAAGUGAGGCAGACUCACAGGCUCCGCUCAGGGAGGACGUUGCUGAAGUUCAGAGGGACCCAGGCACAGACCUUUUCCUUUGGGCCGUCGUGCAGAACAACAAGGAGCUGGCUGAGAUCGCCUGGGAGCAGUGCAGAGACUGCAUGUCUGCCGCUCUGGCUGCCAGUAAGAUCCUGAAGAAAAUGGCAGAAGAGGACAGAGAGGGAGAUCAGGCAGAGGACAUGGAGGAGCUCGCCGAUCACUACGAGCAACACGCCAUUGGCGUGUUCAGCGAGUGCCACAGCAGCGACGCUGAACGAGCUCGGAAGCUGCUGGUUCGUGCGUCACACUUGUGGGGCCGGACGACGUGCCUGCGACUGGCGCUGGAGGCCGAUGAUAAAAGCUUCGUAGCUCAGCCAGGUGUUCAGGCUCUUCUGACUCAAAUCUGGUGUGGUGAGCUUUCAGUGGACAACCCAGUGUGGAGGGUUCUGGUCUGCAUGGUCUUCUUCCCUCUCAUCUACACUGGCUUCCUGGUUUUCAGACGUGACGAACUCAUCCAGAAAGACACCGAGAAGAGCGAGGAGAUGAAGACAGUGGAGACGGUGACAGGAAGCACACUCCGGACGAAGGCUCGUACCCCCCUUCGGCGCUUGAAGCCUCUGGGCAGCUGGUCCAGGCUGGUGUGUCUGUACGACUCCCCGCAGGCCAAGUUCUACGGGAACAUCGUGUCUUACUUCGCCUUCCUCUUCUUGUUCGCUGUGGUGCUGAUGAUCGACUUCCAGACCACGCCGUCUCCUGCGGAGCUGCUGCUCUACGUCUGGCUGUUCACUCUGGUGUGUGAGGAGGUCCGACAGCUCUUUCAUGAUCCCGACGGUUUUGGGUUCCGUAGGAAAGCCAAGAUGUACAUCCACGAACUGUGGAAUAUUUUAGACGUCCUGUCCAUCAUCCUGUUUGUUAUCGGCCUUGCGUUUAGGUUGACAAACAAGCUGCUGUAUCCAGGUAAAGUCCUCCUCUGCAUCGAUUUCGUGGUCUUCUGCCUCCGUCUCAUGGCCAUCUUCACCAUCAGCCGAACCCUGGGACCCAAAAUCAUCAUAGUCCGAAGGAUGAUGAUGGACAUGUUCUUCUUCAUGUUUCUGCUGAGUAUCUGGGUGGUGGCGUACGGCGUGGCCAAGCAAGGCAUCCUCAUCGAGAAUGACGACCGGCUGGACUGGGUUGUCCGUGGGGCGGUUUACGAGCCGUACCUCAUCAUAUUUGGGAGUUUUCCCGAUAGCAUUGAUAACGCUGCGUUUGACAUAGACAGCUGCACGAUGAAUGGCACCGACCCUCUGAAGCCCAAGUGUCCUGUGCUGAAUGACAAUCAAACGCCGGCCUUCCCCGAGUGGCUCACCAUCAUCAUGCUUUGUGUGUACUUGCUCUUCGCCAACAUACUGCUGCUCAACCUGCUCAUAGCGAUCUUCAACUUUACAUUCCAGGAAGUCCAGGACAACACAGACUGUAUAUGGAAGUUUCAGAGAUACGAGCUAAUUAAGGAGUACCACAGCCGUCCGACCGCCCCUCCUCCUUUAAUCUUCUUCAGUCAUCUCUACCUCUUCAUCAGGAGCAUGGUGCUGCGGAGGCCCCCCAUCCAAUACAAAGAGUUCAAGAACGAGCUUCCUGCUAUAGAGGAAGAGGAGCUGCUGUCCUGGGAGGCCUUGAUGAAGGACAGAUACCUGCUGUCUGCACAGCAGGAGCAGAGCCAGAGCGUGGACAGACGCAUCCUGGAUACAGCCCAAAAGGUUACCACCAUAAGCGAUCGGCUGGAGAGAGAAGAGGAAACGAGCUCCGCCGCCAUGCUGAAAAGACUGGCCCGACUAGAGGAGCAGGUCAUCCAGUCAACCAGAGCCCUGCAGUGGAUUAUGGACAGUCUGAAAUCUCAGGGUUUUGCUGCAAAAGAACCACCAUCGCUGACCUUAAACACAACAGACGACACCCCUGACACGUCAGAGAAAGAGGACGGUUUCCACGUGAACUCCCGCCAGCUUCACUACCCGAACACCAAACUCACACGCUUUCCUGUGCCCGAGGAGAAAGUGCCGUGGGAGGUCGGCUUCAGCUCGUACAUGCCGACUUAUUACGCGUCUGAAGGCAGCGGCGACACCGUGGAUGGAUCAGAACCACAAGCCUUAGAUAAUUACAGAAACCCAGGAGGGAGGACGGGCAUCCGGGGACGAGGUGCACUGGACCGUCUGGGUCCGAACCUGAAUCUCGACCUCGUGCUCACACGCUGGCGAGACAGCGAGAGGUCCGCUUUGGAGUACCUGGCUGUCUUUGAUGAGAGUCGAGGAACCUUGGCCCUACCUGGGGGGCCUGUUGACUCUGCCAAUCGCCUGCCCGUGACUCUUAAGAGAACCAUGGGAAAGAAGCUGUAUGAAAUGAUAAACGCAAAAGCAUCAGAGGGAACAAAGGUGUUUGAGGGUUACGUGGAUGACUACAGGAACACAGACAACGCCUGGGUGGAAACCACCGUCCUAAACAUUCACCUGGACAGAACAAGCCAGAUGAUGAUGGACAUCAACAAUAUGGUGGUGAGCAGCAACGGCGCUCUUCAGUGGCAGGAGGUGAGCAGCAAAACCCGACUGAGCCCAAACCAGAGAGACUCGCUGCGGCAGGUCGCUGCGCUGCACAACAGGAAGUUCUGACGCUUUCGCUGCUGUUGCUGUAAAUGUGCCUCUCCAUGCACAGGUUGUCUUCUGCCAGCCAAAACGUGGCCUUUGGUUAAAGCUGAAGCAGCCUGAUUCUGUUGCACUGAAAUCACUUGUACAAAAAAAAAAAAAAGAGUAGAAAAGACACGGUAAAGCCAUAACGUAUGCUGCUGUGGAUGAACUGAAUGUUCACUGUGCUGUACACAAGCCUAAGAAUUCAAAUAUGUGCCUGAGAAUAAACACUUGAGUGGUGACGGCUCCGAACAUGGUGCAAAGUAGAUGCACUUUUACUUUAAGGGUUUUUUUUAUGCAAUACAUAUAAAUAAUAAAGAGUAGAGACAUAUGCCAAAUACAGCCAUACAUAAUGGCAAAUGAUUUACAUCUAAGAAGUUAUGCACUGAAAAAAUGACUGCACUGAAGAAAAUACGCAACACUCCACAGUAGUUCCAGCUUGACCUGCUUCUUUACAAGGCAGUAAUAAUAAGAAUCCAAACUCGCUGUGUGUAAUAAUGUACCUCACAUGAAGGGACCAUGCCGCGCAGUUACUACCUUUAUGUUGAUGUAUUUUGCUGCUAUACCUCUCUACGUGUUCUUGAGUCAAAUUUUAUAUUCACUUGUAACGGAGCCUUUUUACUUUGGUGUUUUAAUGCUUUUAUUCAACUAAAGUUGACCCGUAAAACGU